AUGAUUCGAAGAUACAGAACAAAACAAAAAAUCAUUAUUAUUGCCAUAAUUUUAUGCAUUACAAUAUUUUAUAAUGAUUAUCUUGUUUAUGAGAUCCAGAAAUUCAAAUGGGCAACGAAAGACUGCAAUCAAUGUGUCAAAGUAUUAUUUGUUGCAGAUCCACAGAUAAUUGGAGAAAUAAAUGAAAGUUAUUUUGGCUCAUGGUUUGCACGGUGGGAUAGUGAUAGAUAUUUAGUGAAUACAUUCUCGAGAGCUUUAAAGCAUUCUCAACCUGAUGUGAUAGUAUUUCUUGGUGACUUAAUGGAUGAAGGCCACAUAGCUAGUUUUGAACAUUUUUCGAGAUAUAAAAAUAGAUUAGAUAGAAUAUUCCAUACCCCAGAGCAUAUUUUGAAAAUUUAUCUGCCGGGUGAUAAUGAUAUCGGUGGUGAAGAGGAUCAUGUCAAACCACGUAUCCACGACCGAUUUAACUUUGUAUAUUCGCAAUCAGAUACAUUAACAAAUAAAGACGUAAUUUUUUUUAAAAUUAAUCGGUUGACACACUAUAUGCCAAAUGCCCCCAAAGAUGCUUUUUUAAAUAAUUAUAGAGAUAGAAAUGUUACAAAUGUUAUUCUUAGUCAUAUACCACUUUUAUUCACACCUGGAGUGUUUGUUAAAAACGUGAUAAAAGAACUUUCACCCCAAUUGAUGUUUACAGCUCAUGAGCACAAAGCAUUACACCUGAGUUUUGAUUCUACAAUUGAUCAACUGAGUACUGUUUGGGUUUUUCCUCCGCACGAAAAUCAAUUUUAUAAUUUUCGAAUGGAAUUAAAUGAUAUUCAUGAGAUUCAAGUACCGACGUGUUCAUAUAGAAUGGGUACACGUUUCAUGGGCUAUGGAUUAGCUCAUAUUGACACUCAAGAUAAAUCAUUAGAAUUUACAAUUUUGUGGUUACCAGAACGUUUUCCAAAACUAUUAGGAUAUCUUUUAGUCGUUACAAUAAUAAUUGUUCUUGUUAAAUGUACGUUAAUAUGUAGUUGUUGUCCGACGCCUAAUCACGUGGCCUAUUCUCAGCUACCUAGAGUAUGA
Molecule: messenger RNA, 1065 nt
Organism: Cotesia congregata
Lineage: Eukaryota; Metazoa; Arthropoda; Insecta; Hymenoptera; Braconidae
Source: the annotation of a GenBank genome assembly